GGAUUGGUACCUUUGGGUGGCGGGUACCCGCCGAAUUUGACAGGUACCCGCUCCCACUUCCGGUCCGAUCACCUAGGAGAUCAGAAACGGAAGGUGUCCCUCCCUCCCCGUAGUCUUUUUGGACACGUGACAGGUCCCAGAUGACUACAGGACCAUUCAUGAAACGCAGCACUACUCGCGCAUGCGCAGUGGGCAUCCGGCUGUGAAGCUGCAAAAUGUCACAGCCAGGUGCCCACACUGAAGAUGCCGGUCUCCUGGAAUACAGGACAGCCGGUGAAUCGGGCUGCAGGGGACACACUGCGG
Staurois parvus is the source of this 303-nucleotide messenger RNA. The record is from the annotation of a GenBank genome assembly. NCBI's taxonomy places the organism in Eukaryota, Metazoa, Chordata, Amphibia, Anura, Ranidae.